Aspergillus steynii IBT 23096 is the source of this 921-nucleotide messenger RNA. RefSeq names its product SDR family NAD(P)-dependent oxidoreductase. Bases 1 to 921 code for a protein of 306 amino acids. The transcript has 2 exons. NCBI's taxonomy places the organism in Eukaryota, Fungi, Ascomycota, Eurotiomycetes, Eurotiales, Aspergillaceae. The record is from RefSeq and is a predicted model, not a curated record.
AUGUCUCUCGACGCAUCCUCGCUGUUCUCCGUCAAAGGCACCGUUGCUGUCAUCACCGGCGGGGGAACCGUGAAUGCAUCUAACAAACCAGGCCUCGGCCGCACCAUCGCCCUCGCCCUCGACGCCAACCACGCAUCCAAGGUCUUCAUCCUCGGCCGUCGCGAGAACAUCCUACACAAAGCCUGCUCCCAAGCCACCAACGGAUCCCUCAUCGCCAUCCCAACCGACAUAUCAUCCAAAGAGUCCCUCGAGGCCGCAUACAAAGCCAUCGCCGCCCAAACCACCCACAUCGACCUCCUCCUCGUCAACAGCGGCAUCGUGGGCCCUCCAACCGCCCUCCCGCCUAACCCAGACCGCACCGCCCCUCCCACCCUGCUCGAGUUCCGCGACCACCACUUCUCCCACCCCAUGGACUCCUUCUCCCGUGUCUUCGACGUCAACGUCACAGGAAGCCACUACACCAUCCUCGCCUUCCUCCCUCUCCUCGCAAACGCGAACCUCUCCCGUCCCUCUCCCCAACAGGAUAUUAUCGCCCCGCCCCGUCCCCAAAUCAUCAUCACCAGCUCCAUCGGCGGAUUACUUGACCGUCCUGCGGGGUUCGCGUACGGCCUCUCCAAAGCCGCCCUACGACACAUGGUAGGAGUGUGGUGCUCGCAGCUCGCAGAGCAUCAGAUCAGGGUGAACGGGAUCGCGCCGGGGCUGUUCUUCUCGGAUAUGACAUGCCCGAUGUAUGAGCGUUUUGGGAUCCCGGGGUCCGGGGUGAGUGAUGGGUCGUUUCCGGCGGGACAUAUUCCGGUCACGAGGGGUGGGGGGGAGGUCGAUGUUGCGGGAUUGGUGCUUUGGAUGGCGAGCUUUGGGGGUGGGUAUUUGAACGGCGAGACGGUUGUGUUGGAUGGAGGGAGGAGGAGGGUUAUUGCUUAG